This is a messenger RNA of Paramuricea clavata, 1307 nucleotides long. The record is from the annotation of a GenBank genome assembly. Lineage: Eukaryota; Metazoa; Cnidaria; Anthozoa; Malacalcyonacea; Plexauridae.
AUGGACAAAAGAAUAUCAGAUGCGGCAGAACUGCUGCGACAGGCUUCGAGUAUGUUACUGUCAGUAGAUCCAGGAACUUCUUCAUCUCCAGCUUUAGUGCGAAGCCCAGAGGCAGAGUCUGAACGUCCGACAGUAAGACCACAGGGAAGAUCAGUAAACGAGACCCUCGCAAGAGCAAGGAGUAUGAUGCAAAGCAGUAGAACCACUGGAGUGUUUAGGCGGCUUAGCAGCAGCGAAAGAUUGAGAGCAACUUCAGGACCAAAGGAAAAGAAAAGCAAAACGGCUUCUUCGACUGGUAGUAAAGAUAAACCUUUCGAAUUUGCCCUGCUUGCUUGUGGAGAUGUCGACAGUGAUGAACCAGAUGACAGCUUGAAGAAGGACAUGAUUCUGGAUCGAGGUAUUGUGAGUCUUAAUGAAAAAGAUAACGAAGCUGCUAUUCGAGAAAAACUUGUUUCAUCGCUUAAAGGCAAGUAUGGCAUGAUUGGUCAAAAUGAUUUUGAAUUUAUAAAAGUAAAUCAGAAAAAAAUCUCGGUUCUACAUUUAAGUAAAGGAACAGAGUAUAAUUACGACGUUGUCAAGAAACUUGUAGGACAAGGGCUUUUGUACGUUAGAAUUAGAAGGGGAUAUGAAUUUGUAAUUGAACAAACUUCAGAUUCUGGAUCAGACUUUGUCAUGACAUGUCCUGCUGCUGAGAAUGAUGCUAAAACUGAAGCACAUCUUUCAGAAGACGAGAACAUGCCCCAGUCAGGACUAGCAGAUGAAUUACCUGUGGCUGCACAGCCACCCAUCUCAGUAGAUCUAUCUCAGCAGCCUGGUUCAAGCACAAAUGUAGAAAGUCCUCACACGUUCUUUGACACGGUUGUAAAUGAGUUUCCAUCAAAUAUAACUGAACCAACAGAAAUCCUUAGAUAUCUACAAAAGAAAAUUGUUAGAGGUAGACCAUUGGAGGUAAUUGAUCCUUCCACAGACCUUCAAGGAGAAACAAACUUCAUAACUGUAGACAGAGAGAACAUUCUUCAAACUACUUUUGAGGAACUAAAGUCUGUUGAUGAUCCCAGAGUCACAUUCGAGGUCCAGUUUUAUGCGGAACAAGCUGUGGACAGUGGUGGUCCACGUAGAGAGUGGAUGCGACUUUGCAAUCAACAAAUCAAGAUCAAGUAUUUUGAUAAUGGUAUCAAAGAGCAUUUGUCGGAAGAUUACUUCUAUGUUGGACAAAUGAUUAGCAUUGCUCUUCUACAAAAUGGCCAGUUACCUGUCUACAUCCCUGAAGAUAUUUUGCAGGCCAUAUUUGUGGGGAAAUGUGAGCA